CAGAGUUCAUCUGCUUCCCCAUUCCCAUGUGUCAGAUCGAGCUUGUCUUCCACAUUUAGGCUUUGAGAGAGAAUUAGCACUCCUUCGUUUCUCCAACAAGUUCAGUCCAAUAUCUUGACGCAUAUGUCUAGAAGCCUGGAGGAUUUAUAUUAGCCCACAGUUUACCAAGUACUAUCAAGGACUCUUUUUAACUAUUUUCUGGAAGAGAAUAGAGGUAGGAAGGCAAUCAAGGGCUUUGAGAUGGCAAGAAUUAUGAGGAGUUGCCUGCAAUCACUGAUGAAGUGGGUGAACUAUGUGGUGGGGAUGGUUGGGGUGGCCAUGAUCUUGUAUGGCUUUUGGAUGGUCAGAGUUUGGCAGAGGGACAGAGAUUCAGGCUCCACUUUUUACUCUACUGCUCCUUGGUUCAUCUAUGCUUUUCUUGGGAUGGGAGUGAUCUUGUGCCUUAUAACAUGGAUUGGUCGCGUUGCAGCUGACACUGCAAAUGGCUGUUGCCUUUCUUGUUACAUGUUCAUCAUGUGUUUGCUCAUCCUGAUUGAAAUCAUGGUGACUGCAGAUGUACUCCUGAAUUCUGACUGGGAAAAGGACUUACCUGAAGAUCCAACCGGAAGGUUUUCCGAUUUUGAGGAUUUUGUGAAGUCAAACUAUGAUGUCUUCAAGUGGAUAGGAUUGCUAAUACUCCUAGCACAGGGACUGUCCAUCCUGUUGACCGUGGUGCUUAGAACACCCAGGCCGCGCCGGGGACCCGACUUCGACGACGAUGACGAGUACCCUCAGACGAAGCUUCCGCUCCUGGGUCAUGCACCUCCGCCACCUCCGUACGCUGUCGCGCCACCGGCUUUUGCCUCGGUUAAAUAGCUCUAAAAGCUUUGAACAGAUAAAUAUGAUGGCCACAGUUCGAGCUCUCUCCCUAUUCAUAUGCAAUAGGUGUUGUGCGUGCUGUCUUUUCUGCUAGAAGCAGGAGACAUGUUUGUGGGUUAUAUAUAUGCUUUGUCGUGUCAUGUAUGUCUAAUGUUUUGGAAAAUAUCGCAAGAUACAAUCCUUAUCUUCACUACUAAUCUUGACAAGUAGUUUCCUCU
Molecule: messenger RNA, 1076 nt
Organism: Eucalyptus grandis
Lineage: Eukaryota; Viridiplantae; Streptophyta; Magnoliopsida; Myrtales; Myrtaceae
Product: tetraspanin-19
Exons: 5
Coding region: 241-855 (204 amino acids)
Cellular component (GO): membrane
Source: RefSeq, a predicted model, not a curated record